Podarcis raffonei (Aeolian wall lizard) is the source of this 5119-nucleotide messenger RNA. RefSeq names its product adenylate cyclase 3 (gene ADCY3). The record is from RefSeq and is a predicted model, not a curated record. Gene Ontology annotation, cellular component: plasma membrane. The transcript is spliced from 21 exons. NCBI's taxonomy places the organism in Eukaryota, Metazoa, Chordata, Lepidosauria, Squamata, Lacertidae. Bases 796 to 4164 code for a protein of 1122 amino acids. Gene Ontology annotation, molecular function: adenylate cyclase activity. Gene Ontology annotation, biological process: cAMP biosynthetic process; intracellular signal transduction; adenylate cyclase-activating G protein-coupled receptor signaling pathway.
UCUGAUUAUUUUUUUUGCCUCGCGCACACACACUUUUGGCGUUGCGCUGGGGAGGAGAUUUCUGCCUCGCUCCCUCCUUCCCUUUCCAUCCAUCCGCGCAUUUCUCCUCCGCCUGCGACGCGCGCCAGGCGCAGCCGCCCGACGCAGGCGCUCCGCGGGUCUUCCAGGCGACGGGAAGAACGCCCCCAGGCCGGGGAGAGAGGCAGGGGAGCCGGCAGAGCCAGCCCGUCGAGGCCGGGGUCCGAGACGCCAGCGAGGCAGAACCGGGCGGGGAGGGAUGCGAUGAGCAAGGGAGCCUGAAGGAGCCGAGCCGGGCCGUUCUGCUGGAAAGGAAACGUGGCUCUUUGGGAAAGAUGCUCCUUUAGUUUGCGAGUCCGGAAAGAGGUGGCGGCGUCGGUUUCCCUUCUGCUGGAUGCCAGCUCCGUCGCUGGCGCCCCAUUUCUUCCAGCUGGCAGACGGGGAAGAGAUGCCGGAGGAAGCUUGAAUGGAGCCUGCGCGCAUCCCCGCCGCUCCCUCUCUCCGUGGGAAAGAGCUGGCCGGCUGUGCCAGCCCUCCGGGUCCUUUUGACGGGGCCUGAGCCCAAGACUUGACCCACGCCGGCUUGGAGACACGCCCUUGGGGAAGAUGAGGUGUGCGCACGCUGGACUGUGAAAGACAUCGCUUCACACUGGCCUGAAUAAUUGCUCCGGAAGCUUCCGCGCCUGUGUCCCGCUUUUAAUGGGAGCUGGACCAGUGCUGAGGUAACUUUGUCAGCAGAUCCUCUUCGCAGAUUGACGGUCGACGACAGCGAGCGAGAUGCCUCGGAACAGGGCCUUCUCCGAGCCAGAGUACUCUGCGGAGUACUCAGCCGAUUACUCGGUCAGCUUGCCGUCCGACCCCGAGCAUGGCGUCGGGCGCACCCACGAGGUGACGGUGAGGAACUCUGGCUCCUGCCUCUGCCUGCCGCGAUUCAUGCGCCUGACGUUCGCCCCGGAAUCCCUAGAGAACCUCUACCAGACUUACUUCCGUAGGCAGCGCCACGAGACCCUGCUGGUCUUGGUGGUAUUUGCCGCGCUCUUCGACUGCUACGUUGUCGUCAUGUGCACGGUGGUCUACACCGCCGAGAAGUUGCCCACCACUCUGGCAGCCUCGGUGGGCCUGGCCGCCCAGAUCCUCCUCUUUGUCCUAUGCAAGUACCAGCUCCUCCCGGACCGCGUCACCCGCAAAUUCAUGCCCUACAUCCUGUGGAUCCUCAUAGCCGCCCAGAUAUUCUGCUACCUGGGCCUGAACUAUGCCCGCUACCACGAGGCCAGCGACACAGUGGGCUGGCAGGCCUUCUUUGUCUUCUCCUUCUUCCUCACCCUCCCUCUGCGCCUCACGCCCAUCGUCCUCAUCUCGGCCGUCACCUGCGCCAUCCACACCCUGGUGCUGGGGGUCACCAUAGCGCAGCAGCAGCAGCUGCAGCUGAGUCAAGAAUCCAUCCUGGGAGGGUAUUUGCUGUGGCAGAUCUUGUCCAACGUUGCCAUCUACCUGUGUACCAUCUCCGUGGGCAUUAUGUCGUACUACAUGGCCGAUCGCAAGCACCGCAAAGCCUUCCUGGAAGCCCGUCAGUCUCUGGAGGUCAAGCUCAACCUUGAGGAGCAAAGCCAGCAGCAGGAAGGCCUGAUGCUGUCGAUUUUGCCCAGGCACGUAGCUGACGAGAUGCUCAAGGAUAUGAAGAAGGAUGCCAGCCAGAAGGAGAUGCAGCAGUUUAACACCAUGUACAUGUACCGCCAUGAGAAUGUCAGCAUCCUCUUUGCGGACAUCGUGGGUUUCACGCAGCUCUCGUCCUCCUGCAGCGCCCAGGAAUUGGUGAAGCUUCUGAACGAGCUCUUCGCUCGCUUCGACAAAUUAGCAGCGAAAUACCACCAGCUGCGUAUCAAGAUCCUGGGAGACUGCUACUACUGCAUCUGCGGCCUGCCUGAUUACCGGGAGGACCACGCCGUCUGUUCUAUCUUGAUGGGCCUUGCUAUGGUGGAGGCGAUUUCCUACGUCCGAGAGAAGACCAAAACAGACGUGGACAUGCGCGUGGGGGUCCACAGUGGCACCGUCCUGGGCGGGGUCCUCGGCCAGAAACGCUGGCAGUACGAUGUGUGGUCCACAGACGUGACGGUGGCAAAUAAGAUGGAGGCCGGCGGCAUCCCAGGGCGUGUGCACAUUUCUCAGAGCACCAUGGACUGCCUGAAGGGGGAGUUUGAGGUGGAGCCGGGAGACGGCGGGGCCCGCUGCGAAUACCUGAAGGAGAAGGGGAUCGUCACCUACCUCAUAGUGGUGACCAACAAGCCGCUCAAGAACGGGAUCAACGGCGUGAAGCUGUCCGUCUCUUCCUCGCACGGCGAGUCGCCACAGCUGAUCAACACCAAGGAGUGCAACGGGAGCAUCAACACCACUUGCACGACCCCCGACGAGGCCGAGGAGUCGGACACCAGGGUGGUGAAUCCCUCCUUCCCUAACCCGCGGCGGCGCCUGCGCUUGCGUGACCUGGCCGAGAGGGUGGUGGACGCCUCGGAGAACGAACAGGAGCUCAACAAGCUGCUGAACGAGGCCUUGUUGGAGAGGGAGUCGGUGCAGGCGAUGAAGGGCAGAUCCACCUAUCGACUCUCCAUGCGCUUCAUCGACCCCGAGAUGGAGACCCGGUACUCCGUGGAAAAGGAGAAGCAGAGCGGGGCGGCCUUCAGCUGUUCCUGCGUCGUCCUCUUCUUCACCGCCCUCGUGGAGAUCUUCAUUGAUCCACAGCUGAUGACAAAUUAUGUGACGUUCGUUGUCGGGGAGGUCUUGCUGCUCAUCCUUACCCUCUGCUCUCUGGCUGCCAUCUUCCCCAGGGUUUUCCCUAAGAAGCUUGUGGCUUUUUCCACGUGGAUCGACAGAACGAGGUGGGCCAGGAACACCUGGGCCAUGUCUGCCAUUUUCAUCCUCACCAUGGCGAACAUUGUAGACAUGCUCAGCUGCCAGCAGUAUUACAAAGACACCUCUUACAACAGCACGAUGCAGGCACUGCUGGACGGGGGCUGCGUAGAGAACCCCAAGUACUACAGCUACAUCACCGUGUUGGCGCUCAUCGCGACCAUCAUGCUGGUGCAAGUCAGCCACAUGGUGAAGCUCACCCUCAUGCUCAUGAUUACCGGUUCGGUGGGAGUGGUCAACAUCGUGGCCUGGGAGCACAUCUUCGACAAAUAUGAUGAGGAACGGUUCCAAGAGAGCAGGUCCUCACUGAUUCCCUCCAAAUAUUCAAUGACAGCGAUGAUCUUAGUGAUGAUGCUCAGCUUCUACUAUUUCUCGCGCCAUGUGGAGAAGUUGGCCAGGACUUUAUUCCUGUGGAAGAUAGACGUUCACGACCAGAAGGAGCGGGUCUAUGAGAUGAGGCGCUGGAACGAGGCCUUGGUCACCAACAUGCUGCCAGACCACGUCGCUCGACACUUCCUUGGCUCAAAGAAGCGGGACGAGGAGCUAUACAGCCAGUCUUACGAUGAGAUUGGCGUCAUGUUUGCGUCACUCCCCAACUUUGCUGACUUCUACACAGAGGAAAGCAUCAACAAUGGCGGGAUCGAGUGCCUGCGCUUUCUCAACGAGAUCAUCUCGGAUUUCGACGCGCUCCUGGAUGAUCCUCAGUUCCGGUGCAUCACCAAGAUCAAAACCAUUGGCAGCACCUACAUGGCAGCUUCUGGAGUGACCCCCGACGUCAACACCAAUGGCUACAACAAUGCUGUUAAGAAGGAAGAUCUUUCGGAAAAGGAGCGCUGGCAGCACUUGGCAGAUCUUGCCGACUUCGCCCUGGCCAUGAAGGAGACACUGAUGAACAUCAACUAUCAGUCCUUCAAUAACUUCAUGCUGAGAAUAGGCAUGAAUAAGGGGGCAGUGCUUGCGGGGGUCAUUGGUGCCCGCAAACCUCACUAUGAUAUUUGGGGGAACACUGUGAAUGUGGCCAGCCGAAUGGAGUCCACAGGCGUCAUGGGGAAUAUUCAGGUGGUGGAGGAAACCCACUUCAUUCUGAAGGAGUACGGGUUCCGCUUUGUGCGCCGAGGGCACAUCUUCGUCAAGGGCAAAGGAGACCUCUUGACCUACUUCAUGAAAGGCCGCGAGAAACAAGGAUCCUUCGUCAACGGCUCUUGCGUGACUUUGCCUCACCAGGUGGUUGACAGCUCAUGAUACCUCUUGGGCCUCGCAUGUGUCCGUUGCAGAAAAGGGUGGGUGCCUCUUGCGCUGCCCAAGGAGGCGCAGUUCUCGGCACCUCCUACUCCAGGUGGGAGACUGAUAUACACACCACUAACACCAUUAGAUUUACAGGAAACCACCCCCUUCCCUUUGCCUGUUCCUUUCUUCUUGGAGGGUUAUUAUUUGUAAAGGGGCUCCCUCUGACAGCAGUGCCUGCCUUUGCCUCGCGACGUCGACUGCAGAGGAGUAGGGGGGGGGGUCGGUGGGAGGAGUUCCUGCCUCUUGCACAAACACACGGGCUCUUGCACAUUUGGGUCUGGAAGCGGGAGUAGAAUUUCCAGUGCAGCAUCGCUUGAGUAGGAUCAACCUUUGCUACGUUACCUUUUCCUAGUCCAAGAAAGGGGCAGGGGAUAUGGUCUUAGUUUUCCACGUGCCUGGCCUCUGCAUAGAGCUUUCUGCUGAAACGAAUGCCCACUCAGGGUGGGUAUUAUGGCAAACAGGCUGGGAGAGAAAGCCAAAUGAGAUUCACAGUCGGGUCGUUGGUUCUUACCUUUGGAGCUCACCUUUUGCCACAAAACCACUGUAGGUAAGUAGGAGGAAAAAAAGGGGGAGGGGAGAGAGAGCAAGUGCAAUCUAUUUCUUUUGAGACUAAGAAGAUGUCCUAUUUCAGAUAUAUAUAUAAAUAUAAAUAUAUAUAUAUAUAUAUAAAAGAUACAGAUUAACUUUAUAUUUUGAAUUGCGUCUUAACUCUGAGAGUGAGGUGGCUCUUUCAAGCCACGACUUGCAUCUUUUUUCUGCCCUCACCUCUGCUGAUGCUGUAAAAGAGAGAGAUUUAUAUAGCCUGGUCCAAGACUGUUUUUACACCUUCAUCCGAUUGUUAAGUUGAAAUACAACCUGUAAUUAUUUCUCUAGUUUCUCAAAUAGAAUCAGUUUGGUUUUAAAGUUAUAA